This is a messenger RNA of Ceratotherium simum simum (southern white rhinoceros), 6173 nucleotides long. RefSeq names its product suppressor of cytokine signaling 6 (gene SOCS6). Gene Ontology annotation, molecular function: 1-phosphatidylinositol-3-kinase regulator activity. Gene Ontology annotation, cellular component: phosphatidylinositol 3-kinase complex. The record is from RefSeq and is a predicted model, not a curated record. Lineage: Eukaryota; Metazoa; Chordata; Mammalia; Perissodactyla; Rhinocerotidae. Gene Ontology annotation, biological process: regulation of growth; intracellular signal transduction; protein ubiquitination.
UAAUCAGCAGCAUCCACGUAAGACGGAGGAUGUUAACGAAGCCCUGUGUGGGGAAGGAGUGAGAGACCAAAGGGACAAGAAAAAUGGAAGUACAAGAGAAAGGAGGAUAGGAGUCUACAGAAGUAUUAGUGGUGCCGGCUACUAGAAUUGUGAGCAUUACAGAUGGUGGCAGUGUGAGCAGCGACUGGAUGGCUUGGCACUGGGUCAUUGCAGUCACUUGGUGGGAGAUCUAGAACAAAAAAGGUACUUCACUUCUGCAAGGCCCUGUGCUCUUGUUUUCAUACUGUUUGUUUUAAUAUUGUUUUAUCACUCUUAACAGCCAUCACACUGAAAUUUUUUCUUAAAAUUAUUAAAAGGACAUCACACUUGGAGACUAUGUUUGGGGAGCGGUGACUGUCCCAUUGUCCCUGGGAGCAGACUCUUGAGUCAUAGAGAAGAAAGAAGACAAGACCAUAUCGCUCUGAAGGCCUGGGAGACAAACAGUUAUCUGAGCAUCAGUAAACCCUGAAGGUGUCACUAUGCCAUCCUGAAAUUUUUCUAACAGAAAAUGGCUCCAAAAGGUAAAUGAAGCUGGAAAAAUACAUAGAUGCAGCAUUGCAGCCUCUCCAGAUGUUUGAGGAUAAUACUCCAGAGAGAAAUUGAUCCCCUUGGAUUAGGUAACUAGUCAUAAUGAAGAAAAUUAGUCUUAAAACCUUCCGGAAGUCUUUCAACUUGAAUAAAAGUAAAGAAGAAACGGAUUUCAUGGUAGUACAACAACCAUCACUAGCCAGUGAUUUUGGAAAAGAUGAUUCCUUAUUUGGUAGCUGCUAUGGUAAAGAUAUGGCCAGCUGUGAUAUCAACAGUGAAGAUGAAAAAGGUGGAAAAAAUAGAUCCAAAAGUGAAAGCCUCAUGGGUACGUUGAAAAGACGGCUCUCUGCGAAACAGAAGCAGAAAGGCAAGGGCAGCACACCCUCUGGGAGCUCUGCCGAUGAGGACACCUUCUCCUCCUCCUCAGCACCCAUCGUCUUUAAAGAUGUGAGAGCUCAAAGGCCAAUGAGGUCCACUUCCCUCCGCAAUCAUCACUACAGCCCUACGCCGUGGCCUCUUCGACCUACCACCUCGGAGGAGACGUGUAUCAAAAUGGAGGUGAGAGUCAAAGCCUUGGUUCACUCUUCCAGUCCAAGCCCAGCACUGAAUGGUGUUCGGAAGGAUUUUCACGACCUUCAGUCUGAAACUGUGUGCCAAGAACAAAGUAACCCCCUGAAGAGUUCGGAAUCUCAGAAUGGAGACUUGCAUCUUCACCUUGAUGAACAUGUGCCUGUAGUUAUUGGACUUAUGCCUCAGGACUACAUUCAGUAUACUGUGCCUUUAGAUGAGGGGAUGUACCCUUUGGAAGGAUCGCGUAGCUAUUGUCUGGACAGUUCUUCUCCCAUGGAAGUCUCUGCAGUCCCUCCUCAAGUGGGAGGGAGCUCCUUCUCUGAGGACGAGAAUCAGGUAGACCAGGACCUAGUCGUGGCCCAGGAGAUCUUUGUGGAUCAGUCAGUGAAUGGCUUGUUGAUCGGCACCACGGGAGUCAUGUUGCAGAGCCCACGAGCAAGUCAUGAUGAUGUCCCUCCACUCUCACCAUUGCUACCUCCAAUGCAGACUAAUCAAAUCCAAAGGAACUUCAGUGGGCUCACCGGCACAGAUGCCCACGUGGCUGAAAGUAUGCGCUGUCAUUUGAAUUUUGAUCCUAACUCUGCUCCUGGGGUUGCACGAGUUUAUGACUCAGUGCAGAGUAGUGGUCCCAUGGUUGUGACAAGCCUUACUGAGGAGCUGAAAAAACUUGCAAAACAAGGAUGGUACUGGGGACCAAUCACACGCUGGGAGGCAGAAGGGAAGCUAGCAAAUGUUCCAGAUGGUUCUUUCCUUGUUCGGGAUAGUUCUGAUGACCGUUAUCUUUUAAGCUUGAGCUUUCGCUCCCAUGGCAAAACACUUCACACUAGAAUUGAACACUCAAACGGUAGGUUUAGCUUUUAUGAACAGCCAGAUGUGGAAGGACAUACGUCUAUAGUUGAUCUAAUUGAGCAUUCAAUCAGGGACUCUGAAAAUGGAGCUUUUUGUUAUUCAAGGUCUCGGUUGCCUGGAUCUGCGACAUACCCCGUCAGACUGACCAAUCCGGUGUCGCGGUUCAUGCAGGUGCGCUCUCUGCAGUACCUGUGUCGGUUUGUCAUACGUCAGUACACCAGAAUAGACUUAAUUCAGAAACUGCCUUUGCCAAACAAAAUGAAGGAUUAUUUACAGGAGAAGCACUACUGAAAGAUGAUGAGAACCCUGCAUCUUGCACUUUGGGAAUAAGAAAAAGAGAUUGAAAUACAGUUUACAAACUUUAAUUACUCUCAGUUCUUUUGCUGCCAUACUAUUUCAGUUUUAUGUGUAAAAGAGUAAUCAGUUUGUUUAGGGGUGGGGAAGUGUUGACAAGGUGUCUUGGGUUUAUUUUGGUUCUUUAAAAAAAGAAGUCUUGAGGUUUUAGAAGUGUGCAUUAUCUUUCAUCAGUGUGCAGAAUAAUCACAAUGUGAAUUAUCAGAUUCUCCUUAACCCCCCUUCCCAAGUCCUUUGCUGCUAUCCACUGUGAUUUUUAUGCAUUUAAAGCACAUUUCAUGUGUAUUCAACCCUAAGUCAAGUUGAAUGAAACUUAUAGAGUGAAAAUUGUUAUGUCUCUUUAAAUGGCCCAUUUUUGAAGAUAGUGUUGAGUAAACAUACCCGUGUGAUAAAACAGAAUUUUCACAUACACUGAAAAUGAUUUGUAAUCUCAUACUUAGAAAGAUUUAUUUAGAAUUAUGAAUCGACAUAAUCUUGGGUAAUGGAAUGCAGAUCUGCAACAUAUCUUUUACAACACUCAUUUCUAAAUUAUUAUUAAGGUUGUGCUGUUUUUUGGUUGUGUAAAGUUGAAUUUUUCUGUUGCCUUCAUUUUCAUCUUGUGGUUUGUCUAUUUUAAUAAAUGGCCUUACAUUAAAAAAUUGUAAAGAAAUGUAUACCAUCAAUUUAGAAAUUGUUGCCUUUUCUGUCGUUAAGCUCUGGUACAAAUUGGCAUAACAUAUAAAGACCUAUGGAACUAGAACUAUUAUUAAAGAAAUACUAGAUGAUCAUAGUUUCCUGUGAUAGCAAUUUUUUGUGUUAUCUAUCCUUUGGUAAAAUGUUUUAUCUGUGAUUUCUUUAGCUUAGUCAAUAUUUUUUCUUGGGUAAACUUGAUAUAGAACUGAUUUUCAUAAAUGGACUAGAUUCUCUUGCAACAUUAAAGUUUAUAUAAAGUUUUAAUUUGAUUUGAAUAGAAAGACAACAUGAUUUUAAAGUCGGAUUUAUAUUAUUUUUAUGUAGUCACUUUUGAGAUGUGCUAGAUUCGACCCUUCCUUCCCCUAGUAAAAAAACAAAAACCAAAAAAAUAGAAAAACCCAAUGAUUUUAGUUGAAAAAUUGUGGAAAUUGUGGAGCACCGUGUCAGAAAAAUAUUAAAACCAUAUCAUAUAUAUGGAAGUCUUAUUGCCUACCAUAUAUAUCGCCAUUUAACAAUAGGUUUUCUAUUUGUUUCUUUUUAGUUUAGUGAAGUCCUUAAGUAAAUUGGCAUCAUUAGUUAUUUUCUCUCUUUGAGUCGGUCCUUGGGGGGAGUAACUAAAUAUGUUUUAGUUAUUUUGAAAUGCAGUAUUUACUCACUGCGGGUCCUUUAGUGUAGUUUUGGGAUUACCCCAUCAGCUACGCAGCUUUAAAGGAAAAUGUCUCCAUCUCAGAUGAAACAUGUAAUUUAAGACAUUUCUUCCUUUGCAACUCAGUUUUCGUGUCUCUUACCCCCAUUUAAAAAUAACAGUCCAAGUCUUAGGUCAAACUUAAUGGCUUUGACAUGCAAACAUAUCAGUAUCCCCAUUUUUUUUCUCUAUUUGUUUUUUAGGGUCAGAACGGAGAAUACCAAGAAAAGGGACAAUGCCAUAAUAUCAUGUUAUGGUAUUUUGACUUAAAGGGGAAAGGUACUUAAUUUUGGUGGAGUGUUAAUUGUACCUUGUCACAAAGACUCCUCUUUCAUUUUCUGAUAUGUUUUCACCUACUAAGAUGGGAUAUGGAGUAUACUGUAAUAAUAUAAUUUAAGUGUUCACUAUAAGCUAUUUGGAUUAAGAACUAUUACAGAGUUGUAAACUUAUCAAAUUAAUACAAGACAUUUAAACUAUUUUUUUGCAAAACUAUUUAUUUUUAAACAAUUUAAAAUAUAUCUAGGGUGAGUUAAAAGUCCCUGUGCAUCUAUAUUAGAUGGCAGGUAUCAUCGCAGAAUCACUGUGUAUUAAUAAUAAAUGUUAAAAUGGCUUCUCCGUGUUUCUAGAACCAUUUACAUGUACUCUUUGUGAGGUCAUGGUGCACAGAGGUCUUUAGACUGCCCUGAACCCCGUCUUACCAUGUUGGCAAAGCCUGUUCCCCACGUUUUCCUCAUGAUACCAUGUGUUUAAGAUCUAGCCAUUUAGUUUCAAGUUAAGAUUAUUCUAAUUUUCAUCUAGAUGUUUUUAAAAUUGUAUUUUGUGUUUUUAUGGAGGGGCAAGUCUUGAUACUGUUCAGAAAGCCAAUUUUUUAUGUGCUUUUGUAUAUUCGUAAUAUAGAAUACUUUAAAGUAAAAUGCGCUAUUCUAAUUCAAUUUGGAAUUGCUCAAGUCUGAGAGUGUGUUGAUAAUAAUAAAAGUAUUUACCAAGAAAUUACAAACAGAGAGGAGUAUUGCAGUAUUUUCUCCUUUUGUGUAGAGAGCACCAUUUGGCACAAUAAAUAUCAUGUGGAAGGUUGGCUUUAUAGGAGGCUACAACAGUCUGGUUGAAAAUGGAAAGGGGAAACAGAAAUCUUCAUCCUAUAGUUUGGUUUAGGGACAAUUUGGGUAAAUUUCUGGAUUCUAUUGGCUAGUGGCUUAGAUGACAUGGACACAAUGUGUGAGUGAGUUUUAAAUAUGUGCUUCUAAAAAUCUGAGCUUGAGGCAAGAAAAAGAAAACAGGAAAGCUGUAUCCUUUUGCCAUAAUAAAUGAAUCAGAGUUGAUGUUUAUCAAAUUGUUUUAUCACAAAACAUGAUGGAGGCCAGAAACUAUUUCCAGGCUCGCUAGGACACUAUUAUGCAUUUUUAUAAAUAAUAAGAAAGCAUAGAAAGUACUUGAAAAAUGUGUCACUCUUUCUCUUUCAAAGGAAAACUGUUCUCUUUCUACUUGGUGCAAUAAUCUGAAAAUUUAGAAGGUCAAAAAUAUAUCACAGGAAAUGAUCAUAGAACUAAAAAUAGUUUUUAAGGAAACCAGCUACACAGGGCAACUAUCGUGCUGUUGAAGAAAAUCAUGUGCCAAAAGGCUAAAUCAUUGGUGUUUAGGAAAUAAAACAUAAAGUAUAGAUUAUAAUUUCUGAGCCAGUAUUAUUGAAACAGGAUAAAAGUUACUAAAAUCUUAAAUAGGUUAUAUGCAAUGUCUCUGCUAGUGCUACAAGUCUAAAUAUCUUAACAAUGCUUUCAGAAACGCCAAUUUUAGUCAUUGUACAUUUCACAUUGUAUAUGAGAGAGAAUUGCUUUAUGAAUGAUUCAAAAUAAUAUUUUAAAUCUUAAUGGCUUUUCAUCGAAUUUGAAGUCUUAAUUUGAAAAUGAAAUCACACUACCAGCAAUAGACAAGUUGUUGAAAACUCUAAUAAGGAACAGUGGCCAGUUCCAUAAAUAACUUUAAAAUUCUAAAAUAAAGUAUUGGUACGCUAGUAAUCACAAAUUUGGUUUCUUUUAAUACUUUUUUAAUCCUAUAAAGAAGGUUUUUUAUAAGCAUCCUUUUUAUUAAUCAGACAUAACAUGGCAAAUGUGUAGUUGCUGUUUCUGAAAAGUAAUCCAAACUCUACAUCCAGAGAUGAUGAAAAAUUCUUAUAGAAUUUUGUAAUAAGUAUACAUGUUGGGUUAAUGAAGUUUUAUAGUCGUUGGAGUGCCAUGAAAUUAAUACUUGCAAUCCAAAUUGCUGUAGUUUACACUUUUUCUGUAUGUUUCAAAUCAGGUGUGUACCAUUUGUACUGAGAACACCACAGAAUGAAUUAUCCAAAGUCCAUUGAUUUUAAUACGUGUUUUGGUUUGUAAACAAAUUAUAGUAAUUUCUUGCACAUUUUUGGAAAUUAAUUGUAUAAGAAUUUAUGUAUCUGCUUCUAGAUACGGUGUGUAAAUAAAACUUUUCGUUCACAAGA